Messenger RNA from Lagenorhynchus albirostris (white-beaked dolphin), 1028 nucleotides. It is a transcript of the gene PEBP1, whose product is annotated as phosphatidylethanolamine binding protein 1. The record is from RefSeq and is a predicted model, not a curated record. Gene Ontology annotation, biological process: negative regulation of MAPK cascade. Bases 116 to 679 code for a protein of 187 amino acids. NCBI's taxonomy places the organism in Eukaryota, Metazoa, Chordata, Mammalia, Artiodactyla, Delphinidae. The transcript is spliced from 4 exons.
GGCCGUAGUGCCUGCGUUGCCUCGGUACAGCUUGUAGGCUGCUGGGAGGCUGGGCAGUUACCCUGCGUGAGUCCUCCCGCAGCUUUCCUUGCUGUCCGACCCUCUCGGUUUCGCGAUGCCGGUGGACCUCAGCAAGUGGUCCGGGCCUUUGAGCCUGCAGGAAGUGGACGAGAGGCCGCAGCAUCCGCUGCAGGUCAAAUACGGCGGUGCGGAGGUUGACGAGCUGGGCAAAGUGCUGACACCCACCCAGGUUAAGAACCGGCCCACCAGCAUUGCGUGGGAUGGCCUCGAUCCAGGUAAACUGUAUACCUUGGUCUUGACAGACCCGGAUGCUCCCAGCAGGAAGGACCCCAAAUACAGGGAAUGGCACCAUUUCCUGGUGGUCAACAUGAAGGGCAACGACAUAAGCAGUGGCACGGUCCUCUCUGAUUAUGUUGGCUCUGGGCCUCCCAAGGGCACAGGCCUUCACCGCUACGUCUGGCUGGUUUACGAGCAGGACAGGCCACUGAAGUGUGAUGAGCCCAUUCUCAGCAACCGAUCUGGAGACCACCGUGGCAAAUUCAAGGUGGCGAAUUUCCGCAAAAAGUACGAGCUCGGGGCUCCGGUGGCCGGCACGUGUUACCAGGCCGAAUGGGAUGACUAUGUGCCCAAACUGUACGAGCAGCUGUCUGGGAAGUAGAGGAAAGCCAGGAGAUGGACACGGUCCCAGAGUUCCCAAGCAGUGUUUCAGUUUAGUGAUGCAUGUAGAUUUCUCCCCUUCCCCCUGCCUGGGCCCUGAGAGGGCAGAUUUAGGUUUAGGGUGACUUUUCCUUCUGCCUGUCCUCUGUAAUUCUAGGGGGGUUACGUUUUGAUCAAGUUUGAACUCCGUUUUGGUGGCGGAUAUUUUGGUACUAGGAUGGGGUCAUCAAAAUGUUAAUAUAAGAAUAACAACCCAGACUUAGAAGAAAAAAAUUCUGGUAAAAAGACCAGGUCUGCAGUAUUAGAACAGAGCAUCAAAGAAUCUUAAAGGGAGGCUGAAAAAAAGAAAA